UUCCGAUUCCGAUCGCGAUGAAGUUGGUGAUACCGCUGUUUGCAGUGCUUUUGGUGGCGACUUCGGUCGCCCUAGCGGAGAAAGCGCGCUUUGACAACUACCGGUUGUACCGGAUACAGAUUGACAGUGUGCAAGAUUUGGAAGUGCUUCAAGCGAUCGAGCAACUUAGAGAGGGAUACACGUUCUGGGCGGAACCAGUGCAGCUGAACAGUCACGCGGAUUUGGUUGUCCCACCGCACAAGUUUGCCGAGUUUGGAGAAUUGGUCGAACGGCAUGGACUACGAGCGGAGCUGACCGUGACGGACUUGCAGAAGCUGUUCAAUGAUGAGCAAAGAAAGUCUAAGCGAGAAGGCUUCGGCUGGGAUGCGUAUCACCAUUUGGAAGAGAUCUACGCGUGGCUCGACGAAUUGCUGGGUCAAUACCCGGAUGUUCUAACACCAAUCACCGCAGGAAACUCCUACGAAGGUCGUCCAAUCCGCGGCGUCAAGGUGUCCUACAAGGCCGGCAAUGCUGGUGUCAUCAUGGAGGGAACGAUUCACUCGCGGGAAUGGAUCAGCUGUGCUACGGUCACGUGGAUCCUGAACCAACUGCUGACUUCCACCGAUAUGCAAAUCCGCAACAUUGCCGAAAACUACGACUGGCACUUCUUCCCCGUGGCCAAUCCGGAUGGCUACGUGUACACGCACACGACGAACCGCGCCUGGAGAAAGACCCGUAAGCCGCACAACAUUCUGUGCGUUGGCGCCGAUCCUAACCGGAACUGGGACUACAAGUUCAUGCAGGGCGGAGCUUCGAGCAAUCCCUGCACGGAUACCUUCGCUGGACCGGAACCGUUCUCCGAGGACGAAACUCGGGGUCUUUCGCAGUACAUCACUUCGGUGGCCUCGACCGUCAGCACCUAUCUGGACUUCCACGCUUACUCGCAGCUGUUGAUGCUUCCGUACGGUCACACUCCAGAACACCUUGACAAUUAUGAUGAAAUGCUGGAAGUGGCCAAAAAGGCAGCUGAUAAGCUGAAGGAACGCUACGGAACGGAGUACAAAGUGGGCAACAUUGCCGAAAUCAUUUAUAUCGCGUCCGGUAGCAGUUUGGAUUGGGUGAAGGGAAAUUACCAAACUCCGAUUGCAUUUGCUUACGAGUUGCGUGAUACUGGACGGUACGGAUUUGUGCUGCCACCGGAACAGAUCGUGCCUACUGCGGAAGAAACCCUGGACUCGGUUAUCGUUAUCCUGGAGGAAGGUGAACGACUGGGACUGCACCAGCCGUUUGCGGAAGCUGCUGCCAAGCAAGUGGCUAAUCGGUUGGAGUGAUUAG
Culex quinquefasciatus (southern house mosquito) is the source of this 1314-nucleotide messenger RNA. RefSeq names its product zinc carboxypeptidase. Gene Ontology annotation, biological process: proteolysis. Gene Ontology annotation, molecular function: zinc ion binding; metallocarboxypeptidase activity. The transcript has 4 exons. Lineage: Eukaryota; Metazoa; Arthropoda; Insecta; Diptera; Culicidae. The record is from RefSeq and is a predicted model, not a curated record. The coding region runs from base 18 to 1310 and encodes 430 amino acids.